CAAAUGUCAACGUCACCUUUCCUACGAUCACUUUUUUGAAACCGCAGCAUAUGCGUGUUUUUCACGUAAAAUUUUCCAUCAAAAAUGCAACAAACCAAUUCCAUAUGGUUGGUUUAAACAAAAGAAGUGGCUCGUAGAAACAGUGAUUUGAAGGGAGGCUAAAAAUAGACCGCUGAAGGCCAUCAAACGUUUAGCAAUCAAUCUUGUUUACCAUUUAUUUGUGCUGUAAAGUUCAUUGUGACGAGUUCCAUCAACCAGUGCAUUGGUAAAUAAAUUGUGCAAUUGACUGUGUUUGUGUUUACUAUCAGAAAAUCGACGUACACGUUACUCGAUUAGUGUCUAGAGACGAAACGGGGACCAAACAAACAAGAAACAACCAUUCGAAAAGUAUGAAUCUUUAACGAACAUUCCUCGAUUGAUACAGCAAAACAAUGUCUGAGACCCGAUAUGAACGAGUUACCCAAGCAAACGUAGACAAUGACAACACCGAACCGAGCCUGGACAUCAAUUCAAAUGAUAGCCUAACAAGAGACGACGACACAACAAUCGAAAUGCCCAAUCAACGUUUGUUGCAUGGAUUCGCGCAGACAGCCAUAUCGACACUGGGAUUGAUUUUGAUCUAUUUUACGCUGUCCAUUGGAUUAACGUUUUAUCAGAGGAAUUUCUUGAAGCAAUUCCAUUAUCCACUGUUGGUCGUCUGUUGCCACUUGGUGUUCAAACUUUUCCUGUCCUUUGUGAUAAGAAUUAUUUAUCGCCUGGUUACCGGAAUAACGCGCAUCCAGAUCGACUGGCGAACGUCAAUGAAAGCAAUGUCACCGUCUGGCCUAGCCAGCGGCAUUGACAUUGGCUUCUCAAACUGGGGACUGGAAUUGGUUACAGUCUCGUUGUACACGAUGACCAAAUCGACUACCAUCGUGUUCAUAUUGAUUUUUGCCAUUCUAUUGAAAUUGGAGAAAAAAUCCUGGUCACUGAUGAUGAUUGUCGUGAUGAUUUCGAUGGGACUGUUCAUGUUCACGUACAAAUCGACCAAUUUCAAUGCACUGGGUUUCUCGUUCCUUAUCUUUGCGUCAUUGUGUAGCGGUAUACGCUGGUCAUUUGCACAAUUAGUCAUGCAAAAAUCCAAGCUUGGGCUACACAAUCCGAUUGACAUGAUUUACUACAUGCAGCCGUGGAUGUUGCUUUCGAUAGUUCCGUUCACUAUCGGAUUCGAAGGUCAACGCAUCUACGAGGCUAGCAUGACACUUAGCACCGUACCUAUCGCUGAUGUAAGGUACCUCGCAAUCCAAUUGGUUUUUGGAGCAUUUAUCGCUUUUGCCAUGGAGUUGAGUGAAUUCUUGGUGUUGUCGAAAACAUCCAGUUUGACUCUGUCGGUAUCGGGAAUAUUCAAGGAAAUUUGUCAGCUAGUGCUGGCCAUCGAACUAGACGGCGACCAAUUGAGCCCACUGAACGUGUUGGGUCUGAUUAUGUGCCUCGGCGGCAUAUGCUGCCAUGUCAUCCACAAAUACUACGUGAUGACAUCCAGUGCGUACAGCGAGACUACGAAAUUGGACACCGACACGGCCGUAUCGUUUGACAAAGCAGCGAACGGAGUGCAACAGGUUAAUUUGAAAAAGUACCGUAAGGAUCAGAGUGUACCACUGCUGCAAGCCGAUAUAUUGGACAGUACCGAUUCGGAUGCGUCGGAGAAUGAUAAUCAAAAUGGAUCGGAUGUCAUUUUCGAUGUGUUGAAGCGACGCGAUAUGAGAAGGUAGGAAGAGAGUUGUGAGUGAGUUAACGGAACGUAUUUAUAUCAAUGGAUUUGUUAUGGCAUAAGUGUGUGGAUGGUGGAUGCCAGGCUGUGGAAUUUGUUAAUUUUUUUUUGUUUUAACUGAGUUUACUUAAAAACAAGAAUGUGUGUCCUCGUAAGAUGAAUUUUGUUUAGAAAACGAUGAAACGAAAGACUUCAAUUUUACGUUAAUUAGAGAAACUUACUGCUCUGUGUUACAAUCCAAUUUUGUAUUCCGAAUUGAGUCAGCUUAUUUACUUAUUUUAUACAAACAACAACAUUCUACAAAUUGAAAUUGAAAUUUUAUUAAAACGAAAAAAAAAAUGGAGAAAAUCUAUUUACGAUGAGGAUUGGGCGAGGCGAGUCAAUCUAACAUACGUAAAAUCUUAACUUUGCAUUUUAUAAUUCUAAUCGAAAUAUACUUCACAUUCCAUGUACGGUUAAAUGACAAAUGGCAAUGCAUCUCUGAGAGUAUUUAAGAGUCAAUUCGCCAAUUUCUCAGCCACUUGGAAAACAAGCUCGCGCCGAUAUUAUUGAGUUAUAGCUCAUUCGAUUCGUCGUUCAAUUCUAGCGAGGGGGUGUCUGCCAUUUUCUC
This is a messenger RNA of Bradysia coprophila, 2360 nucleotides long. RefSeq names its product solute carrier family 35 member H1. The record is from RefSeq and is a predicted model, not a curated record. Lineage: Eukaryota; Metazoa; Arthropoda; Insecta; Diptera; Sciaridae.